ACCUGAGCUUGUGGGUGUACUUUUGUUCAAUUGAUGCGAUGUAGGACAUCUUUGCAGAGAUGAAUUCGUACAAAUCAAAUUAUUGUGACUGUUUCCUAACAUCAUUCUUUUGUCUCGCACACACAUCAAUCAGACUAUCCGUGUUCCAUUGUUAAUGUAACGUAGUUGUUUAUGACCGAUAUCUGAGUGCUAAGUUGUACCUAUGAGAUUACAUGUAGUUACUGUCGAUGUUUGCGGGCUGAGCACGUGAUGCGGCGAGUUUUGGCACCUCCGCGUCCAACUAUUUUUCCGGAGCGUCGCCCCAACCCUACGACACCAAUUCCCCAACGAUGCAACGAGUUAUACCCCAAAGAGCGCGUCAGCUCUGGGGUCAUGCGCCUCGGAUACGAUCCCUCAAUCGUGUGCGCAGAAACUUCGCAACCGUCUCCGACACUCAACGACACUUCGAUGUGAUCGUUAUUGGAGGUGGCCACGCCGGCUGCGAAGCCUCUGCCGCCGCCGCCCGAUCCGGAGCCCGUACCGCUCUAGUGACUCCGUCCGUAUCCAAUCUUGGGGUGUGCUCAUGUAAUCCCUCGUUCGGUGGUAUUGGGAAGGGAACUAUGCUUCGUGAGAUUGACGCUUUGGAUGGUGUGGUGGGUCGGAUAGUCGACAAAGCGGGCGUGCAAUUCCGUGUCUUGAACAAGAAGAAGGGCCCUGCGGUCUGGGGACCUCGAGCACAAAUCGAUAGGAGUCUGUACCAGAAAUACAUGAGAGAGGAGCUACUGGCAUACCAAGGGCUGGAUGUCGUAGAAGGGAAAGUUGCCGAUAUUGUGGUAGAUAGAGAAGGUGGUGAAAUCGUGAAUGGGAAGGGCGUAUACGGAAAGAUCAAGGGCAUUCGGUUGGAGAGUGGUGAGGUUGUUGGAGCGGACAGUGUAGUAAUCACUACUGGAACGUUCUUAGGUGGAGAGAUACACAUUGGUCUCGAGGCGUAUCCGUCAGGACGUAUGGGUGAAGCCGCAACCUUUGGCCUAAGCAAAUCAUUGCGAGAAGCUGGCUUCACUUUAGGUCGAUUGAAAACUGGAACGCCGCCGCGUUUGGACAAGAAAUCAAUCAAUUUCGAUAUUCUGGAAGCUCAGGAGGGAGAUAAUCCGCCAAUGCCAUUCAGCUACCUGAACGAGCGAGUGCAGGUGGAGAACCAGCUUCUAAAUUAUGAGACAAGAACGAACGAAGAAACGCACGAGAUCAUUCGUCAGAAUCUUGAGAAAUCAAUCCACAUCCGCGAGACCGUCAAAGGACCACGGUACUGCCCGUCAGUAGAAUCGAAAAUUAUGCGCUUUACCGACAAGACAUCCCACAUCGUCUGGCUCGAACAAGAAGGUUUCGAUACUGAUGUCAUCUAUCCCAAUGGCAUUUCAAUGACUCUUCCAGCUGAUAUCCAGGAAAUCAUGUUGAAGUCCAUUAAAGGCCUUGAGCAGGUAAAGAUGUUGCAACCGGGUUACGGAGUCGAGUACGAUUACGUCGACCCGCGAAACCUGCGCUCUUCCCUCGAGACCAAGAACAUCUCCGGGCUCUUCUUAGCUGGCCAGAUCAACGGGACCACUGGCUACGAAGAAGCAGCGGGACAAGGCGUUAUAGCUGGUAUCAACGCCGGACUUCUCGCCCAAGGCAAAGACCCAAUGGCAUUGACAAGAGCUGACGGAUACAUUGGCAUCAUGAUAGACGACCUAGUCACAAAAGGCGUUUCGGAACCCUAUCGCAUGUUCACCUCGCGCUCCGAAUACCGCAUGUCUGCCCGUGCCGACAACGCCGACACCCGCCUCACAGCCAUGGGCUACACAGUAGGCGUCAUUUCCCCUAAACGAUGGGAAACGUAUAGCCGCGAAGCCGAGGAUAUCGCCGAACUUACAUCUCUUUUGCAAGCAAAGACAAUGGGAUGGAGCGCGUGGAGCGAGUACGGGUUUGCCGUUCGAAACGAUAGCUCGAAACGUUCUGCUUACGAUAUCCUUCGCCUUACUUCUACAACUCCUUCUUCCCUCCUCUCUGUUCUACCCUCCAUAGCGAAUUACUCCCCUCACGUCCAGUCCCGCGUCCACAUCAAUGCGACCUACGCGCCGUACGUUAUACACCAAGCCGCCACACAGCAGCGCUGGCUCAGAGACGAAGGCCUGAAGUUACCACAGGAUCUAGAUUACGAGGGGAUUUUCGGAUUGAGUUUCGAGGAGAAGGCGGCGUUGAAGAUGGCGAGGCCGGAGAGUGUGGGCAUGGCGAGACGAGUCGAGGGGGUUACGCCUGCUGGCGCGUUGCGGUUGUUACAGUUUGUCAGGGGGGCUGGGAAGGAGGCGAGAGAUAGGAAGAUCAAGCAGGAGGUUGAGGAGAGGAAGAGGGCUUUCAUGGAUGCUGCUGGACAGGUUGCAUGA
Molecule: messenger RNA, 2396 nt
Organism: Periconia digitata
Lineage: Eukaryota; Fungi; Ascomycota; Dothideomycetes; Pleosporales; Periconiaceae
Source: the annotation of a GenBank genome assembly